AUGGCGUCGGAGUUGAGACAAUUGGAGGAGCAGAGGUUGCAAGAGCAACAAGAAACGUCGUCAACCCUGCUUCGGUUGAUUAAACGCAUGAAGAACAUGGAGGAGAAGUUUCGGUCGACCCGAAAUUCUGCCCAGGUCCGAUGUCAAGAGUUGGAGGAUCGGGAGAGGCGAAUCGGAGAUGAGACGAGCAAACUGGACGUGUUGAAGGCAGAGACGGAGAACAAAGCUGUGGAGCUUCGAAGCCUUGAGAAGCUGAUCCAGGAGAGACAAGAAGAAGCUGUAAAAGGGGAGAGUCACUUAGAGUCGCUCAAGUUGUUAAUCCAAGAACAUGAAGAAGAACUGGAGUUUAAAGAGAAGCGGUUCUCGGAUCUUGAGAGAAUGAUUGGUGUGAAGGAGGGAGAGUGCGAGUCGGUUCAGAAGAGAAUGAAGGAGAGCUUGGAGAAACUGAAUAGGGUUGAGAAGGAAAUAGAAGAGAAGAUUGAAUUGAAACAAAAGCUAAGUAGGACAAUGGAGGUGAAAGGGAAGGUGUUUUGUUUGCAUAAGACAUCAAUGAAGGAGUGGUCGAGAAAGCUUGAAGUAAAAGGGAGGGAACUUGAAGAAUUGUCCAAGAAGAUUGAGUUGAAAGAAAAACAAUUUGAACCGAGAGUGGAGGAGAUUCGUUUGAUUGAAAAAAGGGUAAAUGAAUGCCUGAAUGAGAUUGUAUUGAAAGAAAGGCAUCUUCAGUCACUCGAAAAAUCAAUUCAAGAGCGUGAAAAUUUGUUAGAAGAACGGGAAAAGCGCUUAGAUUCAGUCUCUCAUGGACUUGAAAUGAGAGAGAAGGAACUUGAUCUAAAGGCCAAAGAACUUGAACUGAAGCAAUAUGAACGUGCACCAGGCAGUCUCUUUGUCAAGUUUGCACAUCUGAUGUUUGAUAGAAGCAUAUCUAUAGCUUUGCUAGCAAGUAAUGUCAUUUCUUCCCUUAUCAAAGUUGGGGAACCAAAAUCUUUACUAGCCAAAAAAGCAGCAGUUUCAUCAUCUUCUUCAAAUCCUCAAUUAAGUGACUCCUUAAAUGCAAGGAAUUUGCAGGGACAAGUGACUGGGAAUGAUUUUCUUGAGAACCAAUUUUUUGAUAAUCUGCAAAGUUCAUUAGACCCUGCAAAACUUGUGUUGGAUUGGAUGCAAACUUAUCUCUCACAAUAUUGGACAAAAGGUGAUGUUGGUUUUGAAGUAACUUCCAUCAAAACCUACAUUUCCCUAUUAGAGCAGCUAACGAGACUCUCAUCACAAGCCGGAGCUCAGGUGAAAGAGGGUGCAAUGAAGUUGGCAGUCCAAUGGAAAGCAAAUAUGAGAGCUGAUACAGAGAAUUCCUUGGAAAUUUUGGGAUUUUUGCACUUCAUAGCUACAUUUGGGUUGCUUUAUACUCUAAAUGUAGAUGAAAUUGUAAAGCUUCUUGGGAUGAUUUCUCAGCAUAAAGAGGCUCUAGAAUUAUGUCAGACACUUGAUUUUGCAGAUGAAAUCCCUGAGUUUAUCCAGACUCUUGUUGAAAGGAAGCAGCUGAUGGAAGCCGUUGGAUUGAUUUGUACCUUCAAGAUAAGUGACCAGUUUCCCCCCGGACCACUCCUAGAAGAAUACAUGGAGGAACAAAUAAAGUGUUGCAGAAUUGCUUACAAGAGAACCAAGUUAUAUAACGAAAAGGUUAGGAUUGUGGACGACCAGAUAACUCGUCUAAGAGCUGUGAUUGACAUGAUCAAAAACCACAACUUGGAGUCGACGGAAUGUGCAUCAACAAACAUUGAAAUGCAAAUAACUCGACUGCAUCAAGUAAAGGAGAACUGGAGACUUCAGGCGGCGAAUUUGGCAACUGUGCCAAAAAGAGGAAUCAAACGUAGUAGCAGCACUCUUCCUACUGCGUUUGAACCCCAACAGCAGCCCAAUAAAGUUCAUCGGACAGCUGUAGCUGUUCCUCAGCCUCCUGCACUGCAAAUUGACACCCCGAUCCAUCCUCAGUCAGAUCCUUCAUCUUUGCUGUUACAUACGGGGCAGUUUGGCGCCGCUCAGAACACUGAUAUACACUACCCUCACUCUGGUAGUAGUCAUCCCCAGUGGAACCACCCCAACCACUUUGGUAGGUAG
Molecule: messenger RNA, 2112 nt
Organism: Rosa rugosa (rugosa rose)
Lineage: Eukaryota; Viridiplantae; Streptophyta; Magnoliopsida; Rosales; Rosaceae
Product: FRIGIDA-like protein 5
Exons: 5
Coding region: 1-2112 (703 amino acids)
Source: RefSeq, a predicted model, not a curated record